This is a messenger RNA of Exophiala aquamarina CBS 119918, 246 nucleotides long. RefSeq lists its product as uncharacterized. The transcript has 2 exons. NCBI's taxonomy places the organism in Eukaryota, Fungi, Ascomycota, Eurotiomycetes, Chaetothyriales, Herpotrichiellaceae. The coding region runs from base 1 to 246 and encodes 81 amino acids. The record is from RefSeq and is a predicted model, not a curated record.
AUGCCUCUCGUCGUCCCGGGGAUCACCUCAGAUAAAUCUUCAUCGUCGACAGCCGACUGGCAGAACAAGCUGAUGGGCAAGACGCUCGGCAGCUCGCACAACGAGACCAGCUUCGCUAAGAAGGACCUGCCGCAGAACCACCGCGUCGUCGAGGAGAACUCGAUGCUCACUAUGGACCAUGUUGCUGAUAGGUUGAAUGUCCACGUCGAUAAGGAUGGGACGGUCAAGAAGGUGACUCACGGAUAG